UAUAAUAUUGUGAGAAGGUGGCAAGAGCGGGAGGGAAGUGUUUGUUGUGGAAGUUGGGCGCCAAAACUGGAGCCUGGCGACGUCCUCCUUACUGGGGGUUAAGUCCUGCAUCACCAUGCCACCCAACAAGAAGAAAAGUAAGGAAGCAGAGAAAGGAAAGGUAAAAGAAAAAGAAAAGGAGAAGGUUACAGAACCAGAAAAAGAUGUGGUUGAAGAUGUCGAAAUGGAAGAGGACGAUGACGAAGAUGAUGAAGGAGGAAUCCGAAUUGGGGACAUAUACCUGCCCCCGCCACCACUGCCAGCUUGUACAUUUGACAGUACAGGUCCUAGAUUGGUUAUCACUCAUAUUGAAAAUGAGUUUUUCAAGAGCUAUGCUGGCAGACAGGUUCUAGGACCAUUUCACAAAAGCUUCACAUCUAUUGUUGGGCCAAAUGGAAGUGGCAAAAGCAAUGUUAUUGAUUCUAUGCUUUUUGUCUUUGGUUACCGCGCUCAAAAAAUUCGAUCCAAGAAAAUAUCCGUUUUAAUCCACGACUCUGAGGAACAUCAUGAUGUUCAGAGUUGCACAGUUGCUGUUCAUUUUCAAAAAAUCAUUGACAAGGAUGGUGAUGAUUUUGAAAUUGUUCCAGAUUCACAGUUUGUUGUGUCCCGCACAGCUUUUCGUGAUAAUUCGUCCUUUUAUCAGAUAAAUGGAAAAAGAUGUCAAUUUAAGGCCGUUUCAAAAGAACUUCGGGCUCAUGGUAUUGAUCUGGACCACAAUAGAUUCUUGAUUCUUCAGGGUGAAGUAGAACAGAUAGCCAUGAUGAAACCCAAGGCCUUGACAGAGCAUGACACUGGCAUGCUUGAGUUUCUAGAGGACAUUGUUGGAUCAUCGAGAUUCAAAGACCCUAUAGAAUUACUGUGUAAGAGAGUAGAGGAACUAAAUGAAGCACGAGGGGAGAAGUUAAAUAGGGUGAAAUUAGUGGAAAAGGAAAAGGAUGAGCUAGAAGGGCCCAAAGAAGCAGCCAUAGAACACUUGAGACUGGAAAAUGAAGUAACUCGGAAAAAACAUUCUCUUCUUCAGUGCUAUCACUUGGACUGUUCUCGAAGAAAGGAAAAGGCAGAGGCAAAGAAGCAAGAGAUUGACGAAGGCAUGAGCGAAGUGAAAAAAAAGUUAGAGGAGCUCGGUGUAAAGAAAAAGGAAAAGGAAGAAGAGAUUAAGACUUUAGGCAAAAAAUUAGAGAAAAUUAGUAAAGCAAAGGAUGAGUGUUCAGAAAAAUUUAAGGCCUUGGAGAGUGAAGAUGUUAAAAUGCAAGAAGACUUUAAACACAAGAAUCAGAAAAGGAAGAAACUAAUGAGUCAGCUUAUAACUGAGAAGAACAAAUUGGAGGAGCUGAAGAAAGUGCCAGAAAAAAAUGAAAAAGAUAUUGAAGAAUGUGAGAACCUGAGAGAUGAACUGGAAAAUAACAGGAAGAAGGAAGAGGAAACAUAUCAUAAAGUUAUGUCUACUCUCAACUCUGAGACCCAGCAGUUGCAGGAUGAAAAAACUAAAUUUGAAACAAAACUUAUUGACCUUAGAAAGGAAGUUGAUGAAGCUAAGAGUGCAGUUGAUAUCGCUCAGUCAGAAUUAGAUAUUUACCAGAGCACAGAACGAAGUGAAAAAAAGAAACUUGAACAAAUUCUUGCUGGGUUAGAGAAGGCACAAAAUACUGUCAGUGGUAGAAAAGAUGAAAUACAGAGUUUGAAAGAUAGUAUUCCAAAGUGUGAUGAACAGCUAAAAUGUGACAUGCAGAAACUCCAACAACUGAUUCCUGAACAGCAAAAGAUUGAGGAGCAACUGCGAUCUCAUCGAGUAAAGCUGGAAGAAACUCGCAGUGCAAUGCAAUCGUCACGAUCUCGGGGAAGGGUUUUGGAUGCUAUUAUGGCACAAAAAAGUAGUGGAAAUAUUUCUGGUGUGUUUGGUCGCUUGGGUGACCUUGGUGGCAUUGAUGAAAAAUAUGACGUUGCAAUUAGUACUGCAUGUGGGCCACUGGAUAAUAUUGUUGUUGAUUCAGUGGAGACUGGGCAGAAAUGUAUUAACAUUCUUAAGAAAAAUAAUGUUGGUACAGCUACCUUUAUAGCUCUGGAUAAGAUGGAAAGAUGGAGAAACCAAUGUGAGAGAUCAAUGCAAACACCAGAAAAUGUACCCCGCCUCUUUGAUUUAGUAAGAAUGAAUGAUGAUAGGGUGAAAACGGCAUUUUAUUUUGCUCUGAGGGACACCCUGGUAGCUAAUGAUUUAGAUCAAGCGUCACGGAUUGCCUAUGGAAGGGUGCGGCAUCGUGUAGUAACUCUGAAAGGAGAGUUGAUCGAACCUUCUGGUACGAUGAGUGGAGGUGGAAGGUCUGUUAAUCAUGGGCGCAUGGGUAAGCAAGCUACCGUUGUAAAUAUUGAUCCCAGAGAAGUUGAGUGUGUAGAGAAGAGAGUAGAUGAGUUAACACAGCAGUCUGUACAACUUCGCAGAGAUCGGACACAACUUGAAGAAUCUGUCCAGAAGCUAACAAGGGAUUUGAAGUCAAUGCAAUUAGAUAUUCAGAAGUACAAAAUGGAAGUUGAUGCAGCUGAGCAGCAACUUGUAUCUCUCCAGAACCAGAAAAAACAACAGGAAGAAAAAGUUAAAUCUAUUAAACCAGAUCUAGCAAAGAUAAAAAAAAUGGAAAAGAAUAUUGAGGAGAAGAUGAAGAUCUAUAAAGAAGCGUCAACUUCAGCUCAAGAAGUUGAAGCAGAAGUGACUAAAAUUCACGAUCAAAUAAUGGAGGUAACUGGAGGGAAAAUGAAGGGUCUCAAGAAAUCCUUGGACAAUGUCAACAAAAAACUUGAGAAGGUUAAUGUAGAAAUUACCAGGCUUCAGGUGGCUAUCAAGACUGCUCAACGUAAUACCAAAAAAACUGAGGAAAAGAUAGCUGGAAUGGAAACAGAAAUCACCGAGGUACAAAAUGAAUUAGUUAGCAUGCAGGCUAAGCGUACUGAGAUUGAAGGAGAAGCUACACAAGUGCUGGAGCAGUUGCAGACUGUAACGCAUAAAUCAGUGGAGUUUGAAGAAAAAGUUGGUGAAUUGAAGGCUGAACAUGAGGUGUUCGUCAAGAAAGAGAACAAAAUAAAAUCCAGUAAAAUUGAGAUUGAUCAGGAGCUGGAGAAAUAUGAGGGUAUCAUCAAAGAGAACAAGGCUAAGAUGUCCCAUUGGAGUAAACAGCUGAAUCGACUUGAGCUGACAGAGAUUCCAAUUGAUAAAGAUGGUGAGGACGAAACCGAGCUAGCUAUCCAACCACCAGAAGUUCUUGAUAAACUGGACCCAAAGCAGCUUCAGUAUCAACUGACCAUGUUAGAGGAGAAGCUGUCACAAUCAAAACCAAACUUGGCUGUUGUUCACGAAUAUCGUAAAAAGGAAGAGAUCUACUUGCAACGCGUAGCUGAACUUGACGAGAUUACUCGUCAGAGAGAUGAGCAAAGGAAAUACCACGAGGAUCUUAGAAAGCAGCGUCUAAACGAGUUCAUGGCAGGUUUCACCAUUAUAUCCAACAAACUCAAGGAGAUGUAUCAGAUGAUAACUUUAGGUGGAGAUGCUGAGCUUGAGUUGGUUGACUCCCUUGAUCCAUUCAGUGAAGGCAUUGUUUUCAGUGUUCGUCCACCCAAAAAAUCUUGGAAAACUAUUACUAAUUUAUCUGGCGGUGAGAAAACCCUUUCAUCGUUGGCACUGGUAUUUGCUCUCCAUUACUACAAACCAACGUCUCUUUACGUCAUGGAUGAAAUUGAUGCUGCACUUGACUUUAAGAAUGUUUCCAUCGUUGGCAAUUACAUUAAGGAACGCACAAAGAAUGCCCAGUUUAUCAUCAUCUCAUUACGAUCACAAAUGUUUGAGUUAGCAGACAGACUAGUUGGCAUCUACAAGACAUACAAUGCCACCAAGUCUGUAACUAUCAAUCCAUCUAAAAUAGGUGUUAGCAGCAACAACAGUGAAAAAGCCAACACUGCCUCUGGGGGUGUGAACCAGACACUUGUGGUACCUCCAACUUUAGCCGAGAGUAGAGCUUAGAAAAAAUGUAAAAUAUUUUAUAACUAUUUUUAUAAGAAUUUUUUUGUUUUAAGGGUCUUAUUGCUUUAUGGUAUAGUGAUUGUAAAUCACAUUAUGUAUAUUUUAAAAUUCAACCGUAUUUGAGGGUAGGGGUGGCUGGAUGACAGUAUAAAGAACUUUGAAUUAAAUUAAGUGUACAGUAUAUUAAACAUUUCCAUUGAAAUUUAGUUAUCUAUAUAAAUAUUUUGAUACAUCUUGAAAUAUGUGUUUUUAAUAGGAAUGCUACAUUACUUAUCUUUACUGUCUGUGUUAGAAUGAUUGCAAUGUCAAGGUGUUGCUGCCGUGUUACGAGUGAAAGAUUGUCCUGUGAUCUAUUCAGAUGUCUUCAGGUCUUAGACCACCAAUUUUUGGGUUUCACAUUUCUCUAAAAAGUAUGAUUAAUAUAUAUAUAUAUAUAUCUGAAAGUGAAAUUCAAAUGUCCCAUGCAUUCAAUGAACAUUUAAGAUUUUUUUUUUUUUGUGAUGUACAUGUUACAGUAAUGUUAAUGAAAGAAGUAAAGCAGUGUGUAUGCCUCUGCCUACUGGCAACAUGUAUUUUAUAAUUAUCCUUUAUAAGCUGUAAGGUUAAUUUUUUUUUAUUCUUUAAUUUGUAUGCAGCUUUAUUUAUUUUUAUUUUUUUUUUUUUUUUACAUGUAGCUUUAGAAGCACAGUAUUUAAUCUCAUCUUGUGCACAUUUUAAGAAUUGUAUCAACUCUUUUCUUAGUUUUAUUUGUUAAUGUCUACUCACUCACUCGCUGCAUGAAGUAUGUAAAACAGACAUCUAUUAUACAGGCCACAUUCAUGUUUAGUUCUGUUGGAUAAAAAUUUUAUUUUAUCAUUCCUUUUUAUGUAAUGUAAAUUCAAUAAUCAUUGAAUAUGCUAAAUUUUGCAAACAUUUUGUAUAUACAGUACUGUAUUUACAGUAAUAACAAAAGUUGAAGGAAUAUUU
Procambarus clarkii (red swamp crayfish) is the source of this 5011-nucleotide messenger RNA. RefSeq names its product structural maintenance of chromosomes 4-like protein gluon (gene glu). Gene Ontology annotation, biological process: mitotic chromosome condensation. NCBI's taxonomy places the organism in Eukaryota, Metazoa, Arthropoda, Malacostraca, Decapoda, Cambaridae. Gene Ontology annotation, molecular function: ATP binding; protein binding; ATP hydrolysis activity. The record is from RefSeq and is a predicted model, not a curated record. Gene Ontology annotation, cellular component: condensin complex; chromosome.